Molecule: messenger RNA, 641 nt
Organism: Suillus clintonianus
Lineage: Eukaryota; Fungi; Basidiomycota; Agaricomycetes; Boletales; Suillaceae
Exons: 2
Coding region: 1-321 (106 amino acids)
Source: RefSeq, a predicted model, not a curated record
AUGGUCUAUUAUUGCGGAUAUCUCAUGCGAAAGGACUGGUUGUUGCAGCGAGCCGCUGAUUGGGGAGAGCCGCCCACAACAGCCACAAUAGAUUUUAUCGCCAUGGCUUCAAGGCAUGUCAGGGUACAGACGGGUGUUUACUGCUACACCAAGUUUCGUCGAGUCAAAACCGUCAAGGGCACCGUGUUUUGGUGCAUUGCCUUCGCCUCGAAUGAUCCUGGCGAACAGUUACCAACCAGCGCGCCGUCGGAGGAAAAAUACAAGGCUUUGAAGGAGGUGCUGCAGAGGGAAGGCCCGCCUCUCUGGUACCGAGCUUAUUGAAACAACCCAAGGUCUCGUCCUGUUCAUGACCUUGCACAUACUGUCCAAGCCCUGGAAUCUCAGGACGGAGUGUCGGCGCAAUCCCUUGUCGACCUGUUUCGAUAUAUCUUAAUUGUAACGAAAAAAACCAUCGGGGAGCAUUGCGAACGGGAGACAUUUGUAGUCCGUUCAACUUUGUACAUCUACUGUUACAUUGAACUUGCACAGCGUGCACUGGCCAUGCACGCCUUUCUACUAGACUGACAUGGCCAUGGUCAUCCCUUAAACAUAGACCAGCUUGUCCGUAGUACUAGUAGUCCAAUGCGAAACAUGUUGCAUCC